AUGGCUGAUCCUCUUUCCAUCAUUUCUUCCAUCAUCACGCUUCUACAGGCGGCCAAGACCGCUUACGACACCGUCCAAGGUGCCAUCCGCCUGCCCGAAGCAUUCGGCCAGAUACAUAGCCGCAUCGAUUUGGCUACUGAAACACUCGUCGAGAUCAAGCGGAGAUACAAAGGGCAAACCAACGAGGAGAACAAGAUCAAGGGAACGCUUCGAGAAUGCGAAAGGGACGCCGAAAAUAUCAAGAAGAUUUUUGUAGCUGUGUGCUCUGCGGCAAGUUCGGACUGGCUUGACCGUCAACGAGGAUACGUCUCGAAUAUAGUGCACGAUCACAAGGGCACUCCGUGCACUCUCUGA
Messenger RNA from Zymoseptoria tritici IPO323, 354 nucleotides. RefSeq lists its product as uncharacterized. Bases 1 to 354 code for a protein of 117 amino acids. The transcript is spliced from 2 exons. NCBI's taxonomy places the organism in Eukaryota, Fungi, Ascomycota, Dothideomycetes, Mycosphaerellales, Mycosphaerellaceae. The record is from RefSeq and is a predicted model, not a curated record.